UCAUUGGGCCAGAGUACGGCAAGUGGAUAGGGCCAACUGUAGUUAAGUUUUGAAUCUGGUCUCUAGGUUAGUGUUUUCCCGGGGUCUUGGUGUGUGUCGGUUGCUGGAAGUGAAAAUAGGCUAGAGCAUGUCCGCUUUCGAGAAGCCUCAAAUCAUUGCCCAUAUCCAGAAGAGCCUCAACUACACAGUGUUUGACUGUAAGUGGGUGCCCUGCAGCGCCAAGUUUGUGACCAUGGGCAACUUCGCACGGGGAACCGGAGUAAUUCAGCUGUACGAGAUCCAACAUGGGGACCUGAAGCUGCUUCGGGAGAUUGAAAAGGCCAAACCCAUUAAAUGUGGAACAUUUGGUGCAGCAUCUUUGCAGCAGAGAUACUUAGCUACUGGAGAUUUUGGUGGAAACCUUCAUAUAUGGAAUUUGGAAGCUCCAGAGAUCCCAGUAUAUUCUGUCAAGGGCCAUAAAGAAAUUAUAAACGCUAUAGAUGGUAUUGGAGGACUAGGAAUCGGGGAAGGUGCGCCCGAAAUUGUGACUGGCAGCCGAGACGGAACUGUGAAAGUGUGGGACCCAAGGCAAAAAGAUGACCCUGUUGCCAAUAUGGAACCUGUAAAAGGAGAAAACAAGAGAGACUGCUGGACUGUGGCAUUUGGCAAUGCUUAUAAUCAAGAAGAACGUGUUGUUUGUGCUGGCUAUGACAAUGGGGAUGUCAAACUGUUUGAUCUCAGAAAUAUGUCACUGCGGUGGGAGACAAAUAUAAAAAAUGGGGUGUGUAGCUUGGAGUUUGACAGAAAAGACAUAAGUAUGAAUAAGUUAGUAGCUACAUCUUUGGAAGGAAAGUUUCAUGUUUUUGACAUGAGAACACAGCAUCCUACCAAAGGUUUUGCCUCUGUUUCAGAAAAGGCUCAUAAAUCCACCGUGUGGCAGGUCCGACACCUGCCACAGAACAGAGAGCUCUUCCUGACAGCUGGCGGUGCCGGCAGCCUGCACCUGUGGAAGUACGAGUACCCUGUUCAGAGAUCAAAGAAAGACGCCGAGGGAGUGGAGAUGGGGGUGGCGGGUACGGUCAGCCUGCUGCAGAACGUCACGCUGUCCACCCAGCCCAUUUCCAGCUUAGACUGGAGCCCGGACAAAAGGGGCCUUUGCGUCUGCACUUCUUUUGACCAGAUGGUGAGGGUACUGAUCGUUACCAAACUCAAGACAAUCUGACCUGCAGGCUUUGGACUUGAACAUUUCUGGAGGGACACUUGUACAAUUUAGGAUAUAUUUUGGGAUCUGCUGACCUCACUGAACGAGCUGGAUUUGGCUGAUGAACAAGGCUCCAGACAUAAACCUUGAGCCUCUCUCCGGGUGCAUUCAGUGAUGGGACUGGACACUGGCCUCCUGCUGUGCUUCAAAAACCAGGUCUCUAGGUCCAGCUGGCUUCCUCUCCCCUCCAUAAUACAAAGUCAGGAGCCGGACGGGGGUGCAGACCUGCAGUCUGCAGUUCAGGAGACCGAGGCUGGAGGAUCUCAUGAGUCUGAGCCUAACCUGGACAACUCAGUGAGAUCCUGUAUCUAAAUAAAUAAAUACAUACCUAAAAUAGCCAAAGUACACAGUUUUUGAUAUUUAAACAUACUUUAAAUUUGUUCUCUAUCCUCCAAGUUCCAUAUUUUGUCUUUGUGCUAAUGUUGCAUUUUAGUGUUUGUAAUGUUAUGAUUGAAGUCACUUCCUUUUGUUUAGCUUAGUGAAUUAAAAUUCAUUAGUCCAUUUUGAGAGAUUUCAGUGUAAGUUUCUGUUGAGAAUAUUAUAAAGUACAAAAAUGGCACUGUCAGACUGGAUUUAUGUAACUUAAACAGUGUAAAUCAUAAAAAGAAAUACCAUGAUUUAAAAAGAUCCCCUUGUACCUAAAAUGCAUGGAUUGAGUUACAUGUGAAACUGGGUCGUGGACUGAUAAAUGACCAUGAGAUAUAGAAGAUUGUGGGGAUUAUGUGGCCUUAUUUAUUAUUUUUUGUUAAACUUUUAAAAUCUAUUUCAUAAAUAAACUUCUGUUUUUUAA
Molecule: messenger RNA, 2030 nt
Organism: Cavia porcellus (domestic guinea pig)
Lineage: Eukaryota; Metazoa; Chordata; Mammalia; Rodentia; Caviidae
Gene: Dnaaf10
Product: dynein axonemal assembly factor 10
Exons: 8
Coding region: 128-1201 (357 amino acids)
Molecular function (GO): ubiquitin binding
Source: RefSeq, a predicted model, not a curated record